Messenger RNA from Ceutorhynchus assimilis (cabbage seed weevil), 3024 nucleotides. The record is from the annotation of a GenBank genome assembly. Lineage: Eukaryota; Metazoa; Arthropoda; Insecta; Coleoptera; Curculionidae.
GUUCUAACAUAACCUUAUUUUGUUUGUAUUCUUUUCUGAAAUCUUGAAAUCCUUUUUUUUUUUAGUUUUUUAAAAUAAAAGUUCAAAAAUAAGAUGAAUUAUAAAAAUACCUACAUUUCCAGUAAUUGUAAUCAAACUCCAACAGCAGCCGAUUGCAACAGGAAUGAUAUAAUUGCCUAUGGCUCUUGCAAUGCUGUUUCCUUGUACGAUUUAAAUUUAGGAAGUGGAGGCAAAGUAACCCACACACUUGUUGGACACGGCAAACGUGUAAACUCUGUCCGUUGGAUUAGAGGAGACUCGUCUGAUUCCCAAAAACUAGUUUCAGGUGCUACAGAUGGAAGUUUGAUAGUUUGGUCUCCGAAUAAUAACAAGUACUUUGCUGCCUAUUUAAAAGAUGAAGAGUUUCAAAAGAAUUUAGGUGUGAAUAUUGUAGAUGGUUAUCAGCACAAAGGAAAAACAAUUAUUUGCAGUGCGGCCAUAGAAUCAUGCUCUUUGAGAAUAUGGGUACUGGAAAAAGAUUCUACAGAAUUUAUGUUAAGACAAUCUUUCUUGUGGGGCACCAAGUCCAACCCAAGUCUAUGUGUUGGCUUAAGAAUAGGUAUUUUGCCAAAAGAAAAUAAACUAAUUAUAGCUUGUGCUUUGGACAAUUCAAAAAUUCAAAUUAUAUUGCAAAACGAGGAAAAUAAUUGGAUUAAGUAUACCACGCUUAGUGGCCAUGAGGAUUGGGUUAGAGGAUUGGAUUUUACUGUUAAUGAAUCAGGAGAUUUAUUAUUAGCCUCUUGUUCGCAAGAUGGUUCUUUAAGAUUAUGGUGCAUUUUGAGUACCAAAGAUAAUGAAAAUAAAGACUUUCCGUAUAAGAUUCUUUUAGAAUCUGUGUUAAAUGGGCACGAGGGAUGGGUAUACUCUGUUAAUUGGAGUCCAACAAAUAUGCAACUUUUGUCUGCCUCAAUUGAUAAAACAAUGAUUAUUUGGGAAUUCGAUAAGGAAUCAGGUUUAUGGUUGGAAAGUAUGAGAGUUGGAGAAGUAGGCGGUAACACUUUAGGAUUUUACGGUGGAUGUUUCAACUCAACCGCUGACAGAAUAAUAGCUUACAGCUAUCAUGGAGCUUUUCAUAUUUGGACAAAAGGGGAAAAUGGGCGCUGGCUUCCAGAUGUUACUGUUGGAGGUCAUUUUGGAGCGGUUGUUGAUUUGGCUUGGGAACCACAAGGAGACUUUUUAUAUUCGGUUAGCGUUGAUCAAACUGCACGCAUCCAUGGGCCGUGGCAGAAAGAGAAUAAAGAGAUAACUUGGCAUGAAAUUGCCAGACCCCAAGUCCACGGUUACGAUUUAAGUUCUAUGGCAGUAAUAUCAAGAUAUAAAUACGCCUCAAGUGCAGAAGAAAAAAUUGUAAGAACCUUUGAAGCUCCGACAAUAUUUAUCGAUAAUAUGAAAAGAUUAUGUCGCAUAAGUGAAGGUGGAGACACCACUUCCGACAUGCCUAAAGGUGCUUCAGUGCCGUCUCUAGGUCUAUCAAACAAAGCAGUAUUUAUCGAUGAUAAUUUAGAAGACACUGUGGGAAUGGAUAAAAAUAAUCAUUUUCCUGAAGAAUCUCAUUUUGUGGCGCAAAUAUUGACAGAGCCACCUACUGAGGAAACUUUGUUGCAAAAUACUCUAUGGCCCGAAAUUCAGAAGCUGUACGGACAUGGUUAUGAGGUUAUUUCAUUGGCAGCUUCAAGUGACGGAAAUUUUUUAGCUUCAGCGUGCAAAUCUACAAAGCUAGAACAUGCGGCAAUUUUUAUUUGGAACACUUCCACCUGGCAAGAAAUUCAACGCCUAAUCUCGCACACCCUGACAGUAGUUCAAAUGCAAUUCUCUCCAGAUUCUCAGAACUUAUUGUCAGUAUCACGUGACAGACGUUGGUCUAUGUUUUCCAAAAACUCCCAAAACAAAUUCGAGCUUGUCGCCACCACCGACAAACACACUUCUGUACACACGAGGAUCAUUUGGACUUGUGCUUGGACUCACGACUCAAAAUAUUUCGCUACUGGUUCUAGAGAUGGUAAAUUAGUAAUGUGGACAAAGAAUGCGGACAAAGAGUUUGUGAAACCUUUGGGGCAAUAUGAAAAAACUAAUGCUGUACAGUAUCCGGGUCAAUCGGUGACAGCUGUUGCGUUUGGACCGGAUUUUGUAAAUGGGGGAUAUUUGUGUGCUGCAGGAUUUGAAGAUGGAAAAAUUGAAGUACUUAUAAUUAAACACCAUUCAGAAUGUAAUGUUAUGCUUAAUUUGGACACAAGUGCGGCACAUCAUUUGACUGUACGGAAGUUGGCUUUUAGGCCGAAAUUCGGACGAGCUGGUGAGAAAGAAGAGAACAAACAAGUGCUACAAUUAUCCAGUUGUAGCUCUGAUAUGUCUGGAAAGCGAAUCUUGAAAAUGCCUCCACCCAAAGUAAAACUACACAAAAAUUCUGGCAAAGCUCGUCCUGGACCUUCACAACUGCAGCCAACCUCUAUCAGUCAAUUGGUAGAAUCACCACCGAGCGUCAUGACGAAGGAGCAAGAGGAACAAUUUCAACUCGAACUGUACUGGUGCAUUAAGCAGUUACAGACAGCCCUGGCCACAGAUAAAUUAUCAAACAAACAAAUUAUAGAACACACGAGAUCGCUGAACACAUUAAUGAGCAUCAAUGCCCCACUGAUUAAAAAAAGGCAAGUGAUGAGAUUGUGCUUUGGCGAUUACCGAUCGAAAAUGCUUGAAGAAGAAAAGAAAACUAAAAAAAUGUCCAUAAAAGUUGGUGAGAGCAAACCUAGCAGCAAAUCGCUAUUUUUCAGGAAAGCUGUAUUUAGUAAUGGAGAAAAUGAGUUUAAAUUUGAUUUUCCUUGUAACUCUAGUAGUAUAGAAAAAGAUGAUUUAUGUAAAGAAGAACAACAAAUAAUUAUAUCAAACAAUUUAGUGCCAAAUAAUACUGUAACAUUUGCUAAAUCUGAUAAUAGUUUUAGAUUUAACUUUCUCAACGACAGUUAAUAUAAUUUAUUUCAGAUAACUCGA